This is a messenger RNA of Exserohilum turcica Et28A, 1680 nucleotides long. RefSeq lists its product as uncharacterized. NCBI's taxonomy places the organism in Eukaryota, Fungi, Ascomycota, Dothideomycetes, Pleosporales, Pleosporaceae. The record is from RefSeq and is a predicted model, not a curated record. Gene Ontology annotation, molecular function: serine-type carboxypeptidase activity. Gene Ontology annotation, biological process: proteolysis. Bases 1 to 1680 code for a protein of 559 amino acids. The transcript is spliced from 4 exons.
AUGGACUAUUGCCUGCCCAACAAGCUUCUUUCAAUCAUUGCUGUGUGCGGCCUCACGGCCAGUGUUUCCGCGCGAAGCGCUCGUUCUGUCGGCAAGAAGGUCGAAAUUCCUCGUCCUCGCCUUACGAUCCCAGUGCAGAACCUAAAGCCUCACAAGCGCGAUACUGCUCGCCUCAUUACCACUGAAGCCUCAAAGGCAUUCACCGUCAAUGGCUCUGCAGGUGCCAUUCCACAGGUCGACUUUGACAUUGGCGAGUCCUACGCUGGCCUUCUCCCCAUCAGUAGCGCUUCCAACGAGACCUCUAAGCUCUAUUUUUGGUUCUUUCCCUCGCACAACCCGAAUGCCACGGACGAAAUCACCAUCUGGCUGAACGCUCUUCUAUGCGGCCCUGGUUGCUCCUCGCUCGAGGGUUUCCUCCAGGAAAACGGACCCAUCUCCUGGCAGUACGGCGCCGGUCCCGGUCCCGUUUACAACCCGUGGAACUGGGCAAAUCUCACCAACAUGGUCUGGGUCGAACAGCCAGUCGGCACCGGCUUCAGCCAGGGCAAGCCUACUGCUACAAACCAGGAGGAGGUAGCCGCCGAGUUCCUUGGUUUCUUCAAAAACUUUGUCGACACUUUCGGUCUGCAGAACCGCAAAGUACACAUUGCCGGCGAGUCGUACGCCGGGCGCUAUGUCCCCCACAUCGCCGACGCCAUGUUGAACAAGAACGACUCGACAUACUACGACGUCAAGGGCGUCAUGAUCUACGACCCCACUAUCGCCGAGGAAGUUAUUCUCGAAGAGAUUCCCGCCGUUCCCUAUGUAGACAAGUGGGCCGGCCUCUUCAACCUCAACCAGACCUUCAUGGACGAUAUUCACAAGCGCUCUAAAGCCUGUGGCUACACCGAUUACAUGGAGAAGUACCUUACUUACCCUCCGGCCAGCAAGCUGCCUGCACCAGCCAAGAACGCCAACGACGCCGGCUGCUCGAUCUGGUCAGACAUCUUCAACGCCGUCACGCUGACCAACCCCUGCUUUGACGUGUACGCAAUUGCAACCACAUGUCCGUUGCUGUGGGACCCGCUCGGUUUCCCCGGCUCCUUCGACUACAUGCCGCCCAAGACGGAAAUCUACUUCAACCGCAGCGACGUGCAAAAAGCCAUCAACGCGCCGAUCCAGCCGUGGGCCGAGUGCGCCAGCGGCGUGCUCAACACAGACACAUCGCCCCCGUCAUCCUGGGACGUGAUCCCGCGCAUCAUCGACCGUCUCGACCGCACCAUCAUUGCCCACGGCGAACUCGACUUCAUCUACCUCUUCAACGGCACCCUCAUGGCCAUCCAGAACAUGACGUGGGGCGGCCUCCAAGGCUUCCAGAACCCGCCCACCGACGACUUCUACGUCCCCUACCACACCGAUCUCAGCCUCACCUCGCUCAGCGCAAAGGGCCUCAUGGGCAAAACUAUUACAGAGCGCAAACUCACCUUCGUCCAGCAGGCCCUCAGCGGUCACAUGGUCCCCCAGUACCAGCCUAGCAGCGCCUACCGCCAGCUCGAGUUCCUGCUCGGCAGAAUCGACAGCCUCACCAGCAGAGUCCCGUUUACCACGCUGCCGGUGGUGCCGCAGAGUAAUCAGGCGAGCGUGGGGCAGUCGAAGCGGGAUCUCGCGGUUAUGGGGUCCGAGUUUAAGAAGUGGUUUUAG